Emiliania huxleyi CCMP1516 is the source of this 301-nucleotide messenger RNA. RefSeq lists its product as hypothetical. The record is from RefSeq and is a predicted model, not a curated record. The annotation marks the transcript as partial. Lineage: Eukaryota; Haptophyta; Isochrysidales; Noelaerhabdaceae. The transcript has a single exon.
AUGUCCCAGCGCCCACCACCACCUCAGCGGCAGCCCGGAGACUGGACCUGCCCGGGCUGCGGCGCCAACGUCUUCAAGAGCAAGGCUGAAUGCUUCAAGUGCAAGGCGCCGCGUCCGGAGAGGCCGGCUGACGGCGAUGGCGGCGCCAGCCGUGCGCCGCCGCCGAAGCGGCGCGGCGAUUGGACGUGCCCGCAGUGCGCUGCCAACGUCUUCGCCUCAAACAGCGAGUGCUUUCGCUGCCAGACGCCGCGCCCGGUCGGCGGCGGUGGCGGGACGGCGUUCCCUCCGCCAAACGAGGCUG